CGAGCUGAGCGGCUGCUUCUAUCUCUUGCGCCCCCAACAGGAACUAUGAGGUUCUUCAAGAGAGCGCAGCAGUUGCAAGCGACGCUGGAGACUCCGAAUUCGUCAACAGUGGAGUUGCCAAUGCCGGAGAACGAAAUGCAUCAGCUGUCUCAGGAGGUGUCGAACCUGCGGGCCAACCUGGGCAGGGCACGAGCGCACUUUAACACCCUGCGUGGCGCCCUGAGCCAGAAGGAUAAGAGCCUCCACGAGAUGCUGCACCAACUAGAGAUCCACCGUUCUGAGGAGCUACGGGCGCACUCGCAGGCCAUCAACAGCCUGCAGGCAGAGUUGGAGGCAGCGCGGCGGGGUGAGCGGGAGGCCGAGGAGCGUUCCGUGCACGACGCCAAAGCCGCGUCAUCGGAGCUGGCAGAGUUCACGCUUAGGACUGAGCGGCUUCAGGAGCAGCUGAGAAAUGAGCACGAGGAGACUCUGAAUCUGGCACGCAUGGAGCUGGCCGAAUAUCGUGCAUCGCACACGCACGCCGACUCAGAGUACGACGCUCACGUCGUGCACAUCGCGGUCCUGCAGAAGGUGAGGCCUCCACUCUCGCAAACAGCCACCCCCCUACCCUCCCCCUACCCACACUCUAGCUCCCUUGUCAUUCGGGGCCAUUGAUUGGUGUCCUGGAAAAUACUUGAUAAUCCACAUAAUUCCUUGGAGCUCUUUUCAGAAUUUGCCAUGUUUCAUCCAUUGCUGGAUGUAGGCCUUCCUUAAACCACCACCACAACCUCUCACGAUCUUGCAAUGAUAACAAUCCACCUAGUACCUGCACUCAAUCAGAUUCCAUCGCUCUAUUCCCAGGCUGACACUGUGCUAUUAUUCUCCACCAUCCUUCAUCCCCUUGAGCAAUGUGUC
Lethenteron reissneri (Far Eastern brook lamprey) is the source of this 894-nucleotide messenger RNA. RefSeq lists its product as uncharacterized. NCBI's taxonomy places the organism in Eukaryota, Metazoa, Chordata, Hyperoartia, Petromyzontiformes, Petromyzontidae. The record is from RefSeq and is a predicted model, not a curated record.